Molecule: messenger RNA, 157 nt
Organism: Dentiscutata erythropus
Lineage: Eukaryota; Fungi; Glomeromycota; Glomeromycetes; Diversisporales; Gigasporaceae
Source: the annotation of a GenBank genome assembly
AUGGUUAAAAGCUACAAUAAUAUUAAACAAAUUAAUAGAGCAAAUAAGCUUUCCAGACCACGCAGAAACAUGAUAAAGCUACUAAAAGAAGUAUCUAAUUUUAUUGCAAAAGAAGAUGAAAAUGUAGUGGCAACAGGCUCUAAUAAAGAAGAACUGG